Molecule: messenger RNA, 3591 nt
Organism: Cucurbita pepo subsp. pepo (vegetable marrow)
Lineage: Eukaryota; Viridiplantae; Streptophyta; Magnoliopsida; Cucurbitales; Cucurbitaceae
Source: RefSeq, a predicted model, not a curated record
GGAAGGCAUUUGUUUGAUAUAAAAUUGGACCAAACCGAAGACUGGGUUUUGAAGGGAAGUGUUGGGGGUACCAUGUGGUACGGAAUAGCAGAAGACAAGCCAGAAAGCUUGCUUUUUUAGUCUCUACCAAGUGUAAAAGAAUGGUAGUUUUUUGAGAAAAUGGCGCAAGAAUAAUUGCUUUGCUUAUCUUCCUCCAGACAUGAGCAUGUGACCCACCUCGCAAAUAAUGGAGCCAAACCCAUCUCUGGCACACCCAAAACCUGCCUCUUCCAUGCCAAUUCUCAAUUCCAUAAAACAAAUAGCUCUGUGAGAGAGAAAAACAAACAGUGAAAAACAAAACUCUGCAUUUCAGUUACAUUACUCAUUACAUUUCUGGAAAUUUGUAAUUCCUGCGUGCGUUUCAACUGUGUCAGAUUUUUUUUGGCUCUUCGACGAAGAAGAUAUGGCAACAAAGCAAUUAUCAUAUCUACCCUUUUCCUAUCUGUUGCCAACAACAACAACCCAUGUUCUAAUUUCUCCUUUGUUUUCUUGAGAGAGAGCCCUUUUCCAGUGCUCCUUCCUUGGUUUUCUUGUGGGGGUUUGUUCUUUUUCUUCUCUGUUUAAUUUAGUUUCUGUAUCCUGUUGAGACCCCUUUUUCCUUCUCAGUUCUUGUUGCUCAGAUCUGCCACUUAUCUGAGGUUGUUGGUAAGAGAUAAUGGCUGAUUCCAUUUUCCAUGAAGCAUUUGCUGUUGGGUUUCUUUGGCUUUCUCUUUCAGAUGCGCCCAUUAGUCUAGUUAAGAGCAUACAACACAAGAUUUUGUUUAUUGGGGAAGAUGGGGAAGUUCUUGGUUCUGUCACUACUCCUGAUGAUAAUUUCUGGGUGUGUACAAACUGGAGAAUCCAACUCCAAUUCCAUUUUCAUCGACUGUGGCUCAACUUCAAAUGAAACUGUUGAUGGUCGGAAAUGGAUUGGCGACCUGAGUUCUGAAGGGAAAGGGAACUUUUCUGUGGGCAAUCUUGGUGCUAAUAUCAAUGCCUCCACAGCCACUCUAAACGGCGAUUCAGUCUUUGAGCCGCUGUAUAAAACUGCUCGGCUUUUUACUAAUUCCCUAAACUAUACUUUCAAAGGCGUUUGGGGUAAUCAUUUUGUUCGGCUCCAUUUCUGCCCCUUCCCUUUUGGAAACCUCAAUGUGAACGAGUCCUCAUUUUCUGUCUCAGCAAAUGGUCUUAGACUGGUUUCGGAGUUGAAUGUUCCCAAUGAGAUUGCAUAUAAGAAUUUGGAAUUUCAGCGGUCUGGGAUCAAUUCAAGUUGGUUCUCUUUGAUUAAAGAGUUCAUUAUUGUUGUCAAUUCAGAGGCAUUUGUUCUUGAGUUCUCCCCGUCUGGUGGAUCAUUUGGGUUCAUUAAUGCUAUUGAAAUCGUCCCCCUGGUGGAUGAGCUCUUUGCAGGUUCGAUUAAUAAGGUGGGUGGAAAUGCUGUUAGCUUGAAUGUGAGUGAAAGGGGAUCUGAAACUAUGUACAGAUUGAAUGUUGGAGGUCCGGAGAUCAAGCCCGCUCAAGAUUCAAAUGGUUGGAGAAUGUGGGAAGUGGACUCGAGUUAUAUGAUUACAGCAGAUGCUGGGUUUGAGAUACACAACAGUUCUAAUAUAACCUAUGCUUCCAUGAAUGACUCCAUUGUAGCUCCACUCCCUGUGUACGAAACAGCCAGGACGAUGUCCGAGACCGAAGUGCUGGAGAAAAGGUUCAACAUGUCGUGGAAGUUCGAAGUUCAUCCCGGGUUCGAGUAUUUGAUUAGACUGCAUUUCUGUGAGCUGUUGUAUGAGAAGGCAAGACAGAGGGUUUUCAAGAUUUACAUAAACAACAGGACUGCAUUUGAGAAUUUUGAUGUGUUUGAUAGAGCAGGGGGAAUAAACAAAGCAUAUCAUGUGGAUUUUCUUGAACCAAUAUCAUCCAAAAUCAACACCCUUUGGAUUCAAUUAGGCCCUGAUACAGCUGCAGGUGCUGCAGGAACAGAUGCUCUCUUGAAUGGGCUGGAAAUCUUUAAGCUGAGUCAAAAUGGGAAUCUUGCGUACAUUGACAGGUUUAAUGCCUUAGAGGAAUCAAUGGGAAAUUCGAAAUCUCUAACUCUUUGGAUAGGCGUUGGAGCAGGUUUAGCCUCUGUUGUUUUCCUUGCUGUUAUUACCAUUCUCAUCAUCUAUUUCUGCAGAUUCCGGAGAGAGGAUUUUACUAAGAAGAGCUGUUCUAGGUGGAGAGCAGGAUCCAGCCGUGGGGCCACUGUCUCCAACACUUAUGCCAGAGGAUCCUUGGGGGGAGGCAGUGUAUUUGGGUCCAUGCCAACCAUCAGAGUUGGUAAAUGGUUUACAUUAGCUGAAAUUCUUGCAGCGACCGAUAAAUUUGAUGAAGCUCUGCUGAUUGGAGUUGGGGGUUUUGGUAAGGUCUACAGAGGGGAGAUUGAUGAUGGUACUCUUGUGGCUAUCAAGAGAGCCAACCCACAGUCACAGCAGGGACUUACCGAGUUCGAGACUGAAAUCGAAAUGCUUUCUAAACUUAGGCAUAGGCAUUUGGUCUCGAUGAUUGGGUUUUGCGAUGAGCAGAAGGAAAUGAUCUUGGUUUAUGAGUACAUGGGGAAUGGAACCUUAAGAAGCCAUCUCUUUGGGAGUGAUUUCCCACCUUUGACAUGGAAGCAGCGAUUGGAAGUGUGCAUUGGAGCAGCCAGGGGACUCCAUUACCUUCACACAGGAGCUGAGAGAGGAAUAAUCCACAGAGAUGUGAAGACAACCAACAUACUCUUGGAUGAGAACUUUGUGGCAAAAAUGUCCGACUUUGGUCUUUCAAAAACAGGGCCUGCUUUGGAUCAUACCCAUGUUAGUACUGCAGUAAAGGGCAGCUUUGGGUACCUGGAUCCGGAGUAUUUUAGGCGGCAGCAGCUGAGUGAAAAAUCUGAUGUCUAUUCUUUUGGUGUGGUAUUGUUAGAAGUUGUUUGUGCUCGAGCUGUUAUAAACCCAACCUUGCCUAAGGAUCAGAUAAAUCUUGCGGAAUGGGCAAUGAAAUGGCAACGCAAGAAGUUGCUGCACACCAUCAUCGAUCCACGUCUCAACGACAAAUAUUGCCCCGAGUCUCUGAAAACAUUUGGCGAGAUAGCAGAAAAAUGCCUUGCUGAUGAAGGGAAGAUUCGUCCAACAAUGGGGGAAGUUUUAUGGCACCUAGAAUAUGCUUUGCAACUCCAUGAUGCUUGGAUCCGCACCAAUGAAGCAGAAAGUUCUUGCAGGGUAGAGUCGGAAGGAGCGCAGGGUGACGAACAGAUCGGCGAGAGCUCCAACUUGAAAGCUUCAACCCCAACUGAUCGGUUAUGCUAGUAGAUUUGCUUACAUUACAAGUAAGGCCAACUGCCCAUAUUCAAUUAAAUAUAUUUAUUUAUUUUUCAUAUUCUUUUGAAGUUGUCUUCCAUUAUUAUAGCAUUAUGAAUCUUAGAUUUUCCUGUUGCCUUUUAGCUCUUUACUGAUGGCUGCGUUAUUGUGUUGCUCAAAAUGUAAUUGAUUAUACAUGCAUGUUAGGCUUCUCUGCUUGCAGCUCUUUAUAAACAUCUUUCAGAUUCUGCUCAGUUUCCUCCAAAUA